UCGGGCGGGGCGCAGCGCAGGCGGGACGAGGUGACGGUCGAAGGAAGGAAGAACACCAAGAAUUUUCAUUCUAUUUCUAUCUAAUUACGGUGAUUGAUAUCACCUCUAGCUGGACCAACGCCUUAUUUUUACCCAAGCUCCCUGUGAAACCCAGAAAAAUGUCUUCAAACACCGCUGCAGACGAAAUAGACGAAGCGAAGGAGCGAGCCCACUUUCGCGCCGUUGUGACCGCUUUUAAAUAUUAUAAACUAUGCAGCCUCGACAGAAUACAGAAGUCAGAGAAGAUGAUAGCCAAGCUGCCGGCCACUCACCAACGGAGGCUCGAGAAGUACAAGUCCUACCUCACCAAGUUUAAGAAGUGUCUCGAUGUUAACAACAGUGUGGUGCACCUCAUUAUUAAGGACGUCGACACGAUGUUCGAAAACGUGGACCACACAACGACGGACAACGGCAGCAACGGCGCUGAGAGUUUCGGGUGCAACUAUAAUAACUGUGAAAUAAGCUCGCACAAGCAACAUAAGAUGCAGCACGACGUUGAUAAGGUGGUGUCAGUGCUGAAGAAUAUAGUCCGCGAUUGGAGCGCCCUCGGGGCGGCGGAGCGGGAUCAGUGCUACAAGCCCAUAUUGGAAGAGAUGGAGGAACGAUUCCCUCUAGACGAAUACAGUGAGCGCAGCCGCGUGAAGGUGCUCGUUCCGGGGGCGGGGCUGGGCCGCCUCGCGUGGGAGAUAGCUGCCCGCGGCUACAGUUGCCAAGGCAACGAGUUCUCACUGUUCAUGCUGUUUGCGAGCAACUUCAUACUCAACCGGUGCCCUGAGGCGAACAAGUACACGGUACACCCGUGGCUCCAUCAAUACGUGAACAACGUGACAUGCGAGCAUCAACUGCAAGCGGUCACGUUCCCCGACGUGAGGCCCGGCGCUGAGCGACCGAACCACCACUUCUCCAUGACCGCAGGGGACUUCCUCAAGGUAUAUACAGAAGCCGAGCAAUGGAACUGCGUAGCGUCGUGUUUCUUCAUAGACUGCGCUCCCAACGUGAUAGAGUUUAUAGAGCGGAUAUACUCGAUUCUAGAGCCAGGCGGCUAUUGGAUCAACCUUGGACCUCUACUGUACCAUUACAGUGACAUGCCAUCGGAAAACAGCAUAGAGCCACCAUAUGACAUUCUACUCGAGAUUAUUAGAGACAUUGGUUUCGAUAUUCUGAAAGAGCAAACGGGCGUGAAGACGAAAUACGCCCAAAAUCCCAACUCUAUGAUGCAGCACGAAUACGACUCAGUUUUCUUCGUGUGCAGGAAGCCUUACUGUAUGUAAACACACUCACACACACAACUACAAAGAAUAUACGGAAAACUUAUAAAAUAUGUACAUAUUAAAAACGGUCAACCAAAUCUUAGCACUUAAAUAACCUAACCUAAAAAAA
Leguminivora glycinivorella is the source of this 1419-nucleotide messenger RNA. RefSeq names its product carnosine N-methyltransferase-like. The record is from RefSeq and is a predicted model, not a curated record. The transcript has 9 exons. NCBI's taxonomy places the organism in Eukaryota, Metazoa, Arthropoda, Insecta, Lepidoptera, Tortricidae. The coding region runs from base 159 to 1310 and encodes 383 amino acids. Gene Ontology annotation, molecular function: S-adenosylmethionine-dependent methyltransferase activity.